Molecule: messenger RNA, 1101 nt
Organism: Acanthosepion pharaonis
Lineage: Eukaryota; Metazoa; Mollusca; Cephalopoda; Sepiida; Sepiidae
Source: the annotation of a GenBank genome assembly
AUGUCAAAUAUUUCUCUGCGCUCUGGUAUUUCUUUAUUUCUUUCUUUCCAUUUUUUUUUAUUUUCCUUUAAUUUUUUUCUAAGCGCUCUGAUUUUCUUUUUUCUUUCUUUCUUUUUUCUUUCUUUUUUCUUUCUUUCUAUUUUUCAUCAGUUUUUUUUAUCCUCUCAUAUUUUCUUUAGAUUUUCCGUCAGUUUUUUUUUUCACGCCCUCAGAUUCUCUUUCUUUUGCACAUUCACCAAUUUAUUCUUUCUUUCUUUGAUUCUUUUCAUUUUGCGAUUUACAUUUACAUUUUCCGAUUUUCUUUCUUUCUUUCUUAGAUCCGAUUAUUCUUUCUUUUUCUUUCUCCUCUCCCCUAUAAUUCUUGUAUUUCCUUUUUUUUUCCUUUUUUUUUUUCUUUAUAUAUACGUUCCUAUUUUCUUUAUUUCUCUACUUCCCUGGAACUCUUCUACUUUUUUUCUUUCUUUAUGCGCCCAAUUUUCUUUCUUUCUUUUUCUUUCUCGUGUUCUCUGGAACUCAGUACUUUCCUUCUUUCUUUCCUCCUUUUUUUCCUUCUUUCUUUCCUUCUUUCUUUCCUUCUUUCUUUCAUUUUUCUUUCUUUAUGCGCCCAAUUUUCUUUCUUUCUUUUUCUUUCUCGUGUUCUCUGGAACUCAGUACUUUCCUUCUUUCUUUCCUUCUUUCUUUCAUUUUUCUUUCUUUAUGCGCCCAAUUUUCUUUCUUUCUUUUUCUUUCUCUGGAACUCAAACUCUUGUACUUUCAUUUUUCUUUCUUUUCUCUUUCUUUCUUUUCUCUUUCUUCCUUUCUUUUUUGUUGCUCUCCUUCUCUUUUUAUUUCUCUAUCACCCUAUUUUUCUUUCUCUCUCUCUCCCUUCUUUGCCCUAUUACUUCAUUCUUUCUCUCUUUCUUUCUUUCUUUCUUUCUUUCUUUCUUUCUUUCUUUCUUUCUUUCAAUCACUCUUCUCUCGCUUAUUCUCUCACGCGUCAUUUCUCAAGCUGCUCUUUCUCACUUAACAUAUAAACGUGCUUCUCUCUCCCCCUCACUCUCCCUUUCUCUCCGUCUCUCCCAAUUUACCCCCGUCUCUCUUCCUCUCUCCUGUUACAUGUAA